AUGGCGCAAUAUUAUAUCGGUAGUGGCGUAUCAGCUGAAUCUUCUCGCUCUGGGGAAGAUGCGCGCAAGCUCUGGACCGUCAAUCCCGGGCUGGACGCAAGCUCGUUAGAACCCGCCAGCGAGAAUCCGCUGCCGCCACCAUGUAUUCCCUUCUCGAAGGUCGAAUUGUCGGGAUGGCUGAGGGACAGCAGCACGUUCAAGGCCGUGUCGUACGCCCUGUUGCCCGGCGACGUCUCGUCCGUCUCGUGGUUCUGGGCGGUCGGCGUGGCGGCAAAGUCUUGCCUCGCGUCAACGGACUCGGAGAUCAGCGCCGGGUCGUGCGAUGUGUGUAGAGCGAGCGGCGGGUUCGACAAUGCAGAGCCUGGUUCUUGCUCGGGGUCUCGCGGUAUUGCAUCGAGGUCGGCCGCGUUGGUGAGGACGGUCGACGGCGCUGAACUGUCGCUCGUUUGCGGGCGAGGCUCGGAGGAGGCAGACGAGUCUUCACGGGGUUUGUUGGUUUGCUUGGAUGUGACCGAUCCAGGUUCGACGAACUGCCCAGCUCCCUCGUCAGCGAAUGAUCCCCCUUGCGCCUGUGCCUUUCCAUCAGAAGAUGAGACGGUCCAACAUACCCGAAGCGUCGAGUACGACGACGACGAGGCCGGCUUCGCGGUCAGUCCAGGCGCCGUGAGCGAGUUCUUAUCGAGGAACGAGAGGCGCGUGCCGUACUGGCAGUCGAAGCCGCCGUCGCGACAUCGCUGGCAUUUGGGUUUCCCUUCGUCGCCUGUCGCAAAUUGGCCCGCCGUUAGCGCAUCAAACCGAAGAACAUAUCAAUCGACGCCCGUCUUGAUUCCUACAUACAUUUACGCCUGCGCACACGGCAUUUCAAGCAGCCGGUGCGUGUCCUCUUGA
Clonostachys solani is the source of this 888-nucleotide messenger RNA. The record is from the annotation of a GenBank genome assembly. Lineage: Eukaryota; Fungi; Ascomycota; Sordariomycetes; Hypocreales; Bionectriaceae.